Molecule: messenger RNA, 1928 nt
Organism: Mangifera indica (mango)
Lineage: Eukaryota; Viridiplantae; Streptophyta; Magnoliopsida; Sapindales; Anacardiaceae
Product: oxysterol-binding protein-related protein 3C
Exons: 11
Coding region: 116-1486 (456 amino acids)
Cellular component (GO): membrane; intracellular membrane-bounded organelle; cytosol
Molecular function (GO): sterol binding
Source: RefSeq, a predicted model, not a curated record
GCACAUUUCGCUCACUAUCAUAAGUAUCAUUCGAUUGCUCUUCUCGAUCUCUACUGAAGCAAUUGCAUAUUAUAAACUGAUCCAAUUCAAUUGUUAGUCGAUUCAAUAAUUGGAGAUGGGUAGUCCUGAGAAGAGUCAAAGUAAGGGCUUCUUCGCCGCAAUGUCCUCUGGUUUGUCUAUGUUCAGUAAUGCCAUGCAUAGAUCUGUCAACGGGUUGCUUGGUUAUGAAGGAGUAGAAGUCAUAAAUCCAGAGGGGGGCAAAGAAGAUGCUGAGGAGGAAGCUCAGAGAGGAAGAUGGAAGCAAGAGGAACGAGAUAGCUAUUGGAAGAUGAUGCACAAAUACAUAGGUUCAGAUGUUACAUCGAUGGUGACACUUCCUGUCAUUAUAUUUGAGCCAAUGACAAUGCUUCAGAAAAUGGCAGAGUUAAUGGAGUACUGUCACUUGUUGGAUCAAGCUGAUGAAUGUGAGGAUCCCUAUAUGCGGUUGGUAUAUGCUGCAUCAUGGGCUAUAUCUGUUUACUAUGCCUACCAGCGAACCUGGAAGCCUUUUAAUCCUAUUCUUGGCGAGACUUAUGAAAUGGUUAAUCAUGAAGGGAUCACAUUUAUUGCAGAACAGGUGAGUCAUCAUCCCCCAAUGAGUGCUGGGCAUGCUGAAAAUGACCAUUUUACUUAUGAUGUGACAUCAAAGUUAAAAACCAAGUUUUUGGGGAACUCUCUUGAUGUUUAUCCUGUUGGAAGAACACAUGUUACUCUUAAAAAAGAUGGCGUGGUCUUAGAUUUGGUGCCACCUCCCACUAAGGUCAAUAAUUUGAUUUUUGGACGAACUUGGGUUGAUUCACCAGGGGAGAUGAUCAUGACAAAUUUGACAACAGGGGAUAAAGUUGUUCUCUAUUUUCAACCAUGUGGUUGGUUUGGAGCUGGUCGCUAUGAAGUGGAUGGGUAUGUUUAUAAUGCAGCUGAGGAGCCUAAAAUAUUGAUGACUGGGAAGUGGAAUGAGUCUAUGAGUUAUCAACCAUGUGACUUGGAAGGGGAACCUCUUCCAGGCACAGAAAUGAAAGAGGUUUGGCAUGUUGCGGAUGUUCCUGAGAAUGACAAAUAUCAAUACACAUAUUUUGCACAUAAAAUAAACAGUUUUGACACUGCUCCAAAGAAGUUAUUAGCAUCAGAUUCUCGUCUACGUCCUGAUCGAUAUGCACUUGAGAAGGGUGAUAUGUCCAAAGCUGGUGCUGAAAAGAGCAGUUUGGAGGAGAGGCAGAGAGCUGAAAGGAGGACCAGAGAGGCCAAUGGGCAUCAAUUUACACCCAGAUGGUUUGACUUGACUGAGGAAGUUACAUCUACACCUUGGGGUGACUUGGAAAUCUACCAAUUCAACGGAAAAUAUUCUGAACAUCGGGCUGCUGUAGAGAGUUCGGGUAGCAUAGAUGAGACUAAUGUUGAAUCAACUGAGUUUAACCCAUGGCAGUAUGGUAAUCUGUCUGCAGAAUGAGAUGAAUGUUUGAAUAUAUGUUCCUGUUUCAUGGGCAUCAUACAAAGGACAGUCAUAAUGAAAGGUAAACUUAUGAUUUUAACGUCCAAGCAGAGCUCAUCACUUUUGACUUGUAGAAAAUAAAAUACAUUUCUGAAUUAGCAAUGAUAUGUGUUCACAUUUUUAGUACACAAUUGAAGUAUACAAAUAAUGGUGAUUAGAUGUUAUUUUAUUUUUAAUUUAAAAUAACUCAAUCACAUAAUAAUACAUUAUUUGUAUACCUAAAUUAUGUAUAAAAAAUGUGAAUAUAUAAUUUUAUUAGUUUUCGAACACUAUCUUCAACCAAUGGAUUGUCUGGGUCUUGGCUUGGCAACCUACUUUACUUGGUACUUUCUUUAAGUGCCAUUUCUAGUUGGCUUGGUAUGGCAUGGCCUCCUUAAAAUCUCGUAACACAAUGAUGCCA